Messenger RNA from Glossina fuscipes, 419 nucleotides. Its product is annotated as anaphase-promoting complex subunit 13. Lineage: Eukaryota; Metazoa; Arthropoda; Insecta; Diptera; Glossinidae. The transcript is spliced from 3 exons. Gene Ontology annotation, biological process: protein K11-linked ubiquitination. Gene Ontology annotation, cellular component: anaphase-promoting complex. The record is from RefSeq and is a predicted model, not a curated record. The coding region runs from base 155 to 397 and encodes 80 amino acids.
UCAUAUUUUUCACAAGUUACAGGCAAUUAACUAAAAACAUUUUAAUUUUCGUGUAAUAAUACUACGAAAAAUUAGUAGUCAGGAAAAAUCAUCGAAUUAAUUACAAGGAAAAUAAAAAAAACAUAUUUACGAAAAAGAAGUCAUUACUUAAGGAAUGGAUAGCCAGGCUCCAGCCGAUGGUUAUUUACUGGAAAUUGUCGACAAUAAGUGGCGCGAAGAAGAACUACCUUUCGAUCAAAUUUUAGUGCCUUCCGAUAAGUUGCCCGAUCCUGAAGCUGAUGGCGGCGAUUCCCAUUUAACACUAAGCGAACAAGAACAAAAAUGGAUUGACUUAGCCUUGGGAUCCUUGGCACCUGAAUCAUCAUUAAGUGACCAAUUAACCCUAACAACGUUCUAAAAGAAACCUGCAAGUUCAAAAA